Geosmithia morbida is the source of this 3660-nucleotide messenger RNA. Its product is annotated as FBOX protein. The transcript is spliced from 3 exons. Lineage: Eukaryota; Fungi; Ascomycota; Sordariomycetes; Hypocreales; Bionectriaceae. The record is from RefSeq and is a predicted model, not a curated record. Gene Ontology annotation, molecular function: polyubiquitin modification-dependent protein binding. Gene Ontology annotation, biological process: proteasome-mediated ubiquitin-dependent protein catabolic process. The coding region runs from base 1 to 3660 and encodes 1219 amino acids. Gene Ontology annotation, cellular component: cytosol; proteasome regulatory particle, base subcomplex; nucleus.
AUGCCGUCAUCGCUGUGCUCCCCUGCUGACGACAGCACACGGCGUCCUGUAGACGGCGAAUACGGUGGUCUCUUCCUACCGAUAACACGUCCGCAAUCCUUGCGUUGGCGUGACCUCGACCCUCUCUCCUCAUACCCCGACUGUGCUGAGACGCUUCCGCACAGUCUGCCCUCGGCCUCGGACCCCCCCAAAACCAUCUUUCCCCCCUUCGACUAUAUGCAACAAGUGCCCACUGAGCGUUCCGAACAUCGUCACCAGUCCGGCCAUCCCUCGUCCUCGAUCACCACCCAUCAACAUGGCUCCUCCUCGCUCCAUGAUGAUGACCCCGCUCGCCGCCUCGACGGCCCCGCACAGCCCGUCGUCGACUCCUCCCGCUCUCCCAGAGUCGACGCUGGUGCUGACGCCACCGCCGUCGAUGCUGGUGGCCUGGACGAGAAGCUUCGAGGGCUGAGCCCGGGCUCUCCGGCCCCUGCCAACGGCCACGAUAACCGUGAUGCCCCGACUCACGGUCAGAGAAUCCUCGACUACGAGAAUGCUCUGAACCCGCCUACGCCCAGGCAGGCUCUGGGAAUCAAGGUCGUCAAGCGUCCUGAUGGCUACGUCCCCGGCGCCGUCAGCAUCCAAGAUUUCCCCAACGAAAUCUUGACAUGUGUCUUGUCGCAUCUGCACCCCGACUCGCAUGCUGCCGUGGCACUCGUCUCGAAGCGCUUCUACGCUCUCAUGACCACCCCGCACGCCUGGCGCAUGGCCUUCCUCCGCUGCUUCCCUGCUCACCAGGUCCUCGAGUCUAAGCGUGGAGGGGGUGCCGACGGCAUCCGGAAGGAGCCGACCGCCGACGUCAUCCGCUCCGAGACGCGUUACUUCCCCCGCCUCACCCCCCUCGCAACCUGGCGCAGCGAGUACCUCUUCCGCACCCGCCUCCUCCGCAGCCUCGAACGGGGCAAGCCCGGCGGCGGCUCCGGCGGCAUAGGCUCCUCCGGCGCCCGCCAGUCUGGCAAGAGGGUCAGCGCCGUCCUGACGUACAACUCUAAGCUGCCAUGGCUCAUCACGAACAUCCACGCCGUCUUCGCCAACGGAAAGAAGCCUCCGCGUGCCGUCCAGGGUGCCUCGGACCUGGGUGUCGCCACCGUCAGCGACCCGACCUCUGGAAAGGUGGAGAGGUGGGGUCUGCUCGACCCCGUCUCCUUCCCCCAGCUGGACGAGGUCAUGCCGCACGUCGUGCCCUACGGGCUCGACGAGGGACCCGCUGCGGCUCCCAACGUCAUGGAUGUCAGCCAGCCCUACGGAAUGCUCGGCGGACAGGGCUUCCCCGGUGGCCGCGCCUUCUUCCGCAGCACGGCCGAAAACCGCGGGCGCUUCCUCCGCUCUCAGACGAACGCCGCGCAGCGUCAUGCCGACAUCCCCCGCGUCCCCGAGCUGAUGGAGGGCAUCUCCAGCGUGUGGCUGGCCAAGUCGUCGGCCGUGCCCGCCGCCACGCACUCCAUGAUCGGCAUGCUGACCGGCUCCACGCUCGGCGUCGUCACGGCCUACUCGCUCGGCUGGGACCCCAGCAGCGCCCGGUCCGACGGUGACAUGACGGCGCAGUGGGUCCUCAGCCCUGGCGUCCCCAUCACCGCGCUCAAGGUGGACGACAACUACAGCAUCCGUCGCAGGUCGGCCGCCAGGAUUCUGGCCGUCGCCCUCAAUGCCCUCGGCGAGGUUUUCUACCUGACCCAGCCGCCCGUCAGCGUGCCCGCCAACCCCAGGAGCGAGGACCUCAUCAAGGCUGCCUGGCUGGCGGGUCGGACGACGUGCUGGCAUCUUCUGGAGGACACUCGCCGCGUCGCUCGUCCUGACGGGCGCGACGCCGACGCCGUCCGCGGCACGUACUCCCCCAGGUCGUCAGGGGACUCUACGAAGCUCAGCCAGGAGCAGAAGGUCGCCGAGGCCAGGGAGAUUGAGGGGUUCUUCCAGAACAUGCCCUCGCACUUCAACAAGGUCUGCCAGGGCUGGGACAUGCGCCGCCGGCUCGAGGUGGACUUUGCGAACGAUGACGGCAGCGGUGCCGGCGAGGCGGUCUUCGUCAUCGACUGCGGCAUGGCCGAGGGCCGCCCGGCCCGCGUCCAGCGAUUCACGAGGUCCAGGGUGGCCGCUUCGCAAGAGCAUGAGGUGGCUGAGAAACCCGGGAACCUCCCGCCGCCUUCACUCUUCGGUCGCUCCGACAGCGAGGCAGUCUUGCCCGCCAAGACGCCCGAGACGCAGCCUCCCACGCCGCCGCCUCCUACCGGCGGCACCGUUCCCCAGGACGCCUGGGCCUGCCACACCAUGCGACUCAAGGGCGGCGACGGAACCACCAUCUCCGCCAGCGCCCUCGACUGCUCCUCGCAGUCGUGCACGACGCUGUCGGAGGACCUCUUGCACGUGGCUGGCGAGACGGGAGACGCUGCGGAUCAGGGACCCGCGGAGAUUCCAGGCCGCAGAGCCAGGUUCCUGGUCGUCGGGACAAAGAGCGGCGCCGUGCUUGCGUGGAAUGCCCGCGAGAAGGUGAAGGCUCCGGACGAGAUCCAGCCGGUGCGCAUCAUCCAGACAGACUCGCCCGAGAUAUCCUGCGUGGCCGCCACGGCGCUGUACCUCGUCCAUGGCGGGAGCGACGGCCUCGUGCAGGCCUGGGAGCCGCUAGCGUCGACGCGUGAGGUCGUCAGGACGCUCAACGGGCGGUCCAACGGCCGGGCGCCGCGGCACAUGAUGACGAUGAACCCUGCCCUGCACGAGGACAGCUACUCGGCGGUGGGGGCCAUCUACCUGGACCCGGACGCGACCGUGCUCCGGGGCAUCGUGUCGUUCGGCGCCCUGAUGCGGUACUGGACGUACAGCUCGACGGCGCACCCGGGGGGGCGCAGGCGACGCGCGCGUCACCACACGGAUGUGCACGGGCGGAUCGGCAGCCGUCGCCAGGGCGGCACGAGCUCGCGGUACAUCGCGGCCGAGGAGGAGGAGCUCCGGCGGGAGGAGGAGCGGGCGGCGCGCGAACAGACGCGCCUGCGCAAGCGGUUCGGGUCCCUGGGCGACCUGACGGAGGAGGAGGCGGUGCGGUACGCGCAGAUGGUGUCGGAGGAGUCGUUCAGCGUCGAGGAGGAGCUGCGGCGCGCGAGCACCAGCGACUCCGCGACGAGCGCGAGCACGGGGUCCGUGUCGGCGUCGUCGGUCAGCGAGGUGACGACGGUGGAGAUGCUCACACCCGAGCCCGAACCGUCCGUCCCGGCCACCGGGGAGGAGUCGGACUACGAGCAGCAGAUCCAGCAGGCCAUCCGUCUCUCCCUGCUCGAAGGUGUUCAGGGGCAGGGUCAGGGACCGGAUGGAGCCGACCCUGGCUUCGCCGUCAAGUACAAGGUCAAGGGCAAGAAGGUGUCCCAGCCUGCCUCUCCCUCUACCGGCGGUGCCGCCGCUGGUGGUUCUUCCUGGUCCGGUGCGGGUGCGGGUGCGGGUGCGGGUGCGAGGUCUGGGGAUGUGCAGGAUGACGAUGAAGAUCUCGCACUCGCCCUCAGUCUCAGCAUGCAGGAUCAGGAGCACGAGUACCGGGAUGCAAGGGAUGUACAGGGUCAAGAAAGGGGGAAGUUUGAAGAGUUUCCACCCCUCGAGACAGAAGGUGUAGGUAAAGGCAAGGGGGUUGUGAGGUGGUGA